Esox lucius (northern pike) is the source of this 6429-nucleotide messenger RNA. Its product is annotated as adenylate cyclase type 1. The coding region runs from base 460 to 3960 and encodes 1166 amino acids. Gene Ontology annotation, biological process: cAMP biosynthetic process; intracellular signal transduction; adenylate cyclase-activating G protein-coupled receptor signaling pathway. Lineage: Eukaryota; Metazoa; Chordata; Actinopteri; Esociformes; Esocidae. Gene Ontology annotation, cellular component: plasma membrane. The transcript has 19 exons. Gene Ontology annotation, molecular function: adenylate cyclase activity. The record is from RefSeq and is a predicted model, not a curated record.
AGAUAGGCUCUGUCUGGGGAUAUCUCAAGUCUGUGUUAGGUAUUGUCGAUCUGUGGAGUUACUGAGACGUGUCUUAUCUCCACCUCAUAAUGCGCAGGCGUGAUCCAAUCGUAGCCUUGCAAAAAGCUCUUAGAGUCAGAACUCGACCGUCGUGUGUUCGACUCUCUUUACACAUUGUUUUCCUUGUUCAAGCGAAACAAAAAGCCGCCGGAUGUCUACUUUUUAGAGUCUCCCUCCAGAGGAGAAAAUGCUUCAAUGUUUCCUUGGUGACUAAUCUGGACAAACAACAUAUUUCAACCUGUGGAUAGUGGCUGUCGCGCGUCGGGGGAUUACAGUGAGAGAUCUGUGGCCAGUCCUCCGGCCAUAGAGAUCCUGGACGAUCUGCCCUCUAGCCGGUUGAGCACUUGAUUGUUACCCGGCAUCGGUCUGUGGCGCGCUGUGUGGUCCAGUGUCUCGUUUAUGAAUGGCCCUGACAUGGAGGAAAUUCCGUUUCAGAAAGUCAAAACCCAGCGGAAGAAAAGCCACUGUCCAACCGGAGUCCCUCUGACUACCAUCGCCUGCGAGGAUGAAUUCGAUUGCAAGGAGCUGGAGUCUCUGUUCCAGAACUACAAUUUAAAGCUAGAACAAACGUCUACUCUGAAAGCCCUGGCGGUGCUCAUCAUUAUGGCAUCGACGCUGGCUGUAGUGGAGUUGCUGUCCGGCCCCAAUCUGACCAUCUCUAAGGGCUCCCAUCCUGUUCACUGUAUAGUUUUCGUGUCUCUCUUCAUUGUCACCAACGUAAAGUACCUGCAGGUGACCCAACUCCAACAGAUCGUCAACCUAACCUUGCUCUUCGGGUUCACUUUUUCUUUUCUCUGCUGUCCGUUCUCCCUCGGCGCGGUAGGGCUGGAGCCCCCGACCAACCCCGAGCAAGGCAUGUGGCAGCUCAUGCUGGUUACAUUCGUUGCCUACUCGCUCCUGCCGGUGCGGACUCUUUUAGCUGUAGUGUUUGGAAUAGUGAUCGCCAUUUCUCAUGUAAUUGUGACAACCACCUCGGUAACAGUCAAGACACAGAAAUUAUGGAGAACGCUGGUGGCCAACACAGUGCUGUUUACAAGCGUGAACCUGUCGGGAUUGUUUGUGCGCAUUCUGACUGAGCGAGCACAGAGAAAGGCUUUCCUACAGGCACGUAACUGCAUUGAGGAGAGGCUACGCAUGGAGGACGAGAAUGAGAAACAGGAGCGGCUUCUGAUGAGUUUGUUGCCAAGGAACGUAGCAAUGGAGAUGAAAGAAGACUUCCUGAAGCCUCCUGAAAGGAUCUUUCACAAGAUCUAUAUCCAACGCCACGACAACGUCAGUAUCCUGUUUGCUGACAUUGUGGGGUUCACCAGUCUUGCAUCUCAGUGUACAGCCCAAGAGCUGGUCAAGCUACUCAACGAACUCUUUGGGAAGUUUGAUGAGCUGGCAACGGAGAACCACUGCAGACGUAUAAAGAUCCUGGGGGACUGUUACUACUGUGUGUCAGGUCUGACCCAGCCCAAGACUGACCACGCCCACUGCUGCGUGGAGAUGGGUCUGGACAUGAUCGAUACCAUUACGUCGGUGGCGGAGGCCACGGAGGUGAAUCUGAACAUGCGUGUGGGUCUCCACACGGGCCGGGUGCUUUGUGGGGUCCUGGGACUCCGGAAGUGGCAGUAUGACGUGUGGUCCAAUGAUGUCACACUGGCCAAUGUGAUGGAGGCUGGGGGGCUUCCUGGGAAAGUCCACAUCACCAAGGCCACACUGGACUCCCUGAAUGGAGACUACGAGGUGGAGCCCGGCAACGGUCAUGAGAGAAAUGCCUUUCUCCACAAACACGAGAUCCAGACCUUCUUCAUUGUGCCAUCUCACCGACGGAAGAUAUUCCCUGGAUUGAUUCUCUCGGAUAUAAAACCUGCCAAAAAGAUGAAGUUCAAGACAGUGUGCUACUUGUUGGUGCAGCUCAUGCACUGCAGGAAGAUGUUCAAGGCUGAGAUCCCCUUCUCAAACGCCAUGAACUGUGAGGAUGGUGACAAGUUAAGUCAGGACUCCGUUUCCCACAAUGCUGUGCCACAGCGGAGGGCCCUGCGGACAGCUCCAGAGAAGCUGCGGAACCGGACGUCUGUGUCGGCUAACGUGAUACAGGCUAGCCCGGGCACUCGGGUCAACCGCUACAUUGGCCGUUUAAUCGAAGCGAGGCAGACAGAGUCGGACACAGCAGACCUCAACUUCCUUACACUAAUGUACAAGUGCUCAGAGCGCGAGCAUAGGUACCACCAGCUCCAUGAUGAGUACUUCACCAGCGCUGUGGUCCUCUCUCUGAUCCUAGCUGCCUUGUUCGGCCUUGUCUAUCUGCUCAUCAUACCACAGGGAACAGUGGUUUUGGUCCUGUUGGUCUUCUGCGUCUGUUUCCUACUAGUUUGUAUCAUGUACCUGCAUGUCACUAAAUUACAGUGUUUUCCAGGGUGCCUCACCAUUCAGAUUCGUACUGGUCUGUGUGUUCUCAUAGUGGUCUUAAUGUACGCUGUAGCCCAGGCCUGUGUGGUGGGUUGCAUGCCAAGUCUGUGGGUCAGAGCCCACCGCUCCAACAGUUCCAUCAUGGUCAUCGGCACCAACCGCACCGCCAUAGACCUGCCUUGCGACGGUGCCCGAUAUGCGUUUCUGUCGUGCGUGGUGGGCACUCUGACACUGGCUCUCUUCCUGCGUGUCUCCUGGAUGCCAAAGAUGGCGCUGUUGCUCUUACUGGGGGUGCUGUACGUCAUCGUGUUGGAACUCAGUGGCUUCCGACGCACUGCAGGGGGGGAGUCCAAUCUUCAGAUCCGUGGCUAUGAGCUCAUCCUGUCCCUGCUGUUGUUCACCAGCGCCUUGGCCCUCCACUCCAGACAGCUGGACCUCAAACUACGACUGGAUUUCCUUUGGGCCACACAGGCAGAGGAGGAGAGGGAUGGCAUGGAGAAGGUCAAGCUGGACAACAGGAGGAUUCUCUUCAACCUACUUCCUGCUCACGUUGCUCAACACUUCCUCCUGUCCAACCCCAGAAACAUGGAUCUGUAUUAUCAGUCCUAUGCCCAAGUCGGAGUGAUGUUUGCUUCCAUCCCCAACUUCAAUGACUUCUACAUUGAGCUGGAUGGGAACAACAUGGGAGUGGAGUGUCUCAGACUGCUCAAUGAAAUCAUCGCUGACUUUGAUGAGCUCAUGGAUAAAGAAUGCUACAAGGACAUAGAGAAGAUCAAAACCAUUGGGAGUACAUAUAUGGCAGCUGUUGGGCUUGUCCCUACUAUCGGAACAAAGGACAAGAAAUCCGUCUACGACCACCUGAGCACAGUGGCGGACUAUGCCAUCGAGAUGUUCGAUGUGCUGGAUGAAAUCAACUACCAAUCAUACAACGACUUUGUCUUGAGAGUGGGGAUUAACGUGGGCCCGGUGGUGGCAGGGGUGAUCGGAGCCAGGAGGCCUCAGUACGACAUCUGGGGAAACACAGUGAACGUGGCGAGCCGCAUGGACAGCACCGGAGUCCCCGGCAAGAUACAGGUAACAGAGGAUGUGUACAGGAUCCUGGGGGACAACUAUGACCUGGUGUGCCGGGGUAAGGUCAGCGUGAAGGGCAAGGGUGAGAUGCUCACCUACUUCUUGGAAGGCAAGGUCCAAAGGGCGGGCUGCGCCGUGGCCUCCUCCGUGGUGCGAUCUGCCAGCCUGAACCGCCGCGCCCACUCCUGCGGUAAGGCCAGCGCUCCCACGAAACUGGGCAGUGUCAAUUCCAUGGCCAGUUUCACCGUCCGAGCCAGCAUGGUCAGUCUCGGUGGUAACAGCAGCUCCAGCCCCAGUGUCAGCGUCAACAUCCACCCUAUGCCAGGCCUGGCUUCGCCCUGCGUGUCCACCCUGGGAGAGGAGGAUGAGGAAGAGGAGACUGAGGUCGAAGUGGUAGGGGUGGAUGUGAAGAGACUGGAUGAGGUGGCGGUGUAGGUAGAUUGACAACAGUAAGGGUUUUAAACUUGAGCUCCAGAUUUCAGGGUCUAGGGUCUUAGACAAUAACAUCUGUCAGGACUGGAUCCACCAGGGGUCCCACUACUGACUGACCCAGGAUUUCCUUUGGGUAACUGGAGUACUGGGGCCGUCCGCUACUCAAUGGAGUUCUGCUCCUCCAGGACAGCCAUCCUGGACAACUAGACUGUCACACGGAAGUUCACUGCGAGUGUAUAAAAUCACAAGUGCGGUCAACCUGUCUACUCAUUUGGGUUUGUGUGAGAUAUUCUUAAUGAAUUAGUGACGUGCCACUACUUGGAAACGCAUACAAUCAAAUGAAGAUUUCCGUCUGCCAGGACUGGAACAUCAUGCUUCGGGUGACAACAUUAUCUGGAGUAUGAGUGGGGGAGUCAGGUUACAAUCCCAACAAGGGCCAUGCAGAAUCCCCAGUCCAGUGUUAUCUUCAUGUAAUGAGACUGAUCAUGGUAUUACUGCUUUUCUAUGUAUUUUUUCGCUGAUUAUGCCAAGGAUUCAUCCCAUCCUUCACGUAGUAAAUACUACCAACAUGUAGGCUACUUCCUUUCUGUCUGUGUGGUAUGCAUGCAGUGUAUUCAUACACAGAUAUUUAUUCUGUGUGUGUGCAUGUGGGUGUUCCACCUUGAAUCUUAAAAAGAAAUAGCACAAAUGUUUGUUUUUUAUACAUUCAACAAAACAUUUUACAUCUCAGAAGGCUUUGGACACAACAUCUUUGGUGGUGCAUGACCUAAUACUUCUGCUCGCCCAGUUUGGAAAGAUUAUCUUGUCUGGUCUCCCGUCAAGUGUAAAACAAAUCAAUGAGCUGUGGUUUACUACUUCAUCCUUCACAACAAGAGCACAACAGAAACCUAAUUCUCUGUAUUUCUAAAGCAGGUCUUGGUCAGGAGGGUGCUUCAGGCAAAUUAGUUUCACAAAACUCAAGACAGGGUAUGUGGUUUUACUUUCAGGUCUCAUGGAGCUAAGCAAACACGGCAAGUAAGACUCUUUUAGCAUCAGAAUUUUUGUUUUUUUGAUGAUGGUAUGAGUCAAAUAGUAUGAUGCCUGCUGUAGGCAACCAGGAGCAAAAUGUACAGUCCGUCAUUACUGUAUUAGCUUAAAAGAAAGACUUUGUUUGCAUCCAUGACCUUGUUGAGCUUGUUUAUUGACCAAGGCUUGUUAUUCGUCCAUUGCUCUGCUCUGAUAAGAAUCGUGUGAGGGCCUGUGUCCUGUGUGACUACACACGUAGGCUUUGGCCAAGACUUUGAAGUGACAGUGAGGUCAGUAACAGACCAAUUGGGUAAGAUAUGUUGGCUUUGACCCUUGAGUCCCACCCACAACCGCUAUAUAACUCUAGUUAAUGCCAAACCUAAAUGGGUCACUGUAGUAGUACAACAAGGUAUCAUAAAUUCACUUCAUAGUCACAGGUUUUAGACUGGGAGAUAAAUGCCUAUGGAGGAUAUUGUCAACUGAGAGGCGUUUGCACAUGAUGAGAUGUAGGCACAGUACAACUUAAGUCAUCAGAGUUAAGGUUAGGUGUUAAAUCUGACUGGUACACUUGGUUUGGUUUAGGGUUAGGGUUGGGUAUUAAAGAUGCAGUCUGGGACUAUUUUUAAUGUCUGUUUUUGGGUUUGAUGUGUAAUAAGUUGUUAAUAAUUGCUAUCAUAACUCAGUUAGCCAUGAAAUUCUGAGUUUUUAAACAAAUGGUUUUGAUUACAUGGGGCACAAAUUGAGAUAUUGGCCUACAUGACUUAGUACAAAAAUGUCAGUGCCUGUUUUUGGCUCAACUGUGCCACUUUUACAACCAAAAAUCACAGAUUGCAUCUUUAAAUAUGUUUGCUGGUAAAGUUAAGGAUAACGAAUAGAGUUAGUCUUAAUGUUAAAUAUUAAUUCUGACUGGUUAAGUGACGACAUUUGGGAAAGGUUUAAUAUAACCUUUCAAGUAAUCGGCUUAACUGCACAUGCCCAACCACAAUGUCCCUUCAAACCGGCAGGCUGUAAAACUCUAAAAGCACUCACCAUUGCCCCUAUUGGCUGGUAAUUAAGUCAUGAGACAUUUUCUAUACCUGGAAAAAUGUCUAUUAUUGAAGUCAGUCUGGUGUAAUGCAUCUGAGUAUUAACCAUAUAUUGUGUACAGUAUGUAUGCUUACACCUUCAGACAUGCACUGACAAAAACAUGGAUACACACUUACAGAUGCCGUAGACUAAGCCUGGCCAUUAGAUAGAAGCAGUACAUUAUGACUUUCAAUUGAUCUGCAAAAAUGGAAAUAAAUCAAGUUUCAAGUAUUUUGCCUUACUUCUAUAAAAGCUUACAGUGAUUGAAACAUGCCUUUUUAGCUAAUCACUUUGAUAUGCAGACAAUGGUACUAUUGUAAAUAGAUUACUACUGCUGAAAAACAAUGUUGUAUUGUGUACAGUGUAAAGUCUCAGAUUUUGUAAUAAACACAUUAUUGAUGU